Messenger RNA from Euleptes europaea (tarantolino), 1098 nucleotides. It is a transcript of the gene TANGO2, whose product is annotated as transport and golgi organization 2 homolog. The transcript is spliced from 10 exons. Gene Ontology annotation, cellular component: Golgi apparatus. Lineage: Eukaryota; Metazoa; Chordata; Lepidosauria; Squamata; Sphaerodactylidae. Gene Ontology annotation, biological process: protein secretion; Golgi organization. The record is from RefSeq and is a predicted model, not a curated record. Bases 102 to 1043 code for a protein of 313 amino acids.
GUUUCCUGAAGCGGCGCUGGGGUUGGCGGUCCGGGUUGACCUGUUGGGCUGCUGCAGUAUGACCUUUCACUGACCCGCUCUGGAAGAAGCGCAGCUCCCUCAUGUGCAUCCUUUUCUUUAAGUUUGACCCACGACCUGUUUCCAAAAAUGCAUACAGGCUUAUCCUAGCAGCAAAUAGAGAUGAAUUUUAUCUAAGACCAUCAAAAUCGGCAGACUUCUGGGACAGCAGCAAUGAGAUCCUUAGUGGCUUGGAUAUGGAGGAAGGGAAAGAAGGCGGGACCUGGCUUGGAAUCAGCAAGAAAGGCAAGAUGGCGGCCCUGACAAACUACAUGCAGCCAAAGAUAGACAAGAAUGCCAAAGGGAGAGGUGCCCUUGUGACAAACUUCUUGACGACAGAGCUGGACAGUUACUCUUACUUGAAGAAAGUUGCCUCAGAAGGACACCUUUACAAUGGAUUUAAUUUAAUAGCAGCAGACUUGAAAGGUAGCGCCCACCUAAUUGCUGCCAGUGGAGGAAAAAACCCAGAAGCGGCAGGCACAGGCUCCGGUUGGUUGAGUCGUCCGAGCGGCAAGGCAGGCCUCCCUGGAAGGAACACCACCAAGGGAGAUGUAAUUUACUAUUACGGAAACAAAGGAGACCCAGAUCCUGUCUUCCUAAAUCCCGGGGUUUAUGGCUUGAGCAACUCUUUGCUGGAUACUCCAUGGAAGAAGCUUCAGUUUGGAAAACAGCUCUUCACAGAUGUUGUCAAGCACAGUCAAGACCUCACCAAGGAAGACCUGGUGCAAGAGCUCAUUAAAGUGAUGAACAACCAAGACCCGCAGUUGCCGGACCCUGCCAUUGAGGAUCAGGGGAAAGACUACAUCCUCCCCAUCCUGGACAAGUAUGCUGCUAUAUGUGUCCGUUGCCCAAAUUAUGGAACCAGGACGAAUACGGUCAUUCUCAUUGAUGCUGAAGGCCACGUCACUUUCACCGAGCGCACAAUGCUGAAUGCAGAUGUUGACCAAUGGAAAAUGAGCACCUAUCAGUUCAAACUGCAGAUUUAACAGCUUUCCAUUUGAAUGGAUCGCAAGAAUAGGGAACGAGAGCAAGCUAUUGGAG